Molecule: messenger RNA, 2377 nt
Organism: Acaromyces ingoldii
Lineage: Eukaryota; Fungi; Basidiomycota; Exobasidiomycetes; Exobasidiales; Cryptobasidiaceae
Product: cytochrome P450
Exons: 9
Coding region: 89-1984 (631 amino acids)
Molecular function (GO): heme binding; monooxygenase activity; iron ion binding
Source: RefSeq, a predicted model, not a curated record
CCCCUGCUGAAUGCAUCUUCAUCAGUCCGACAAGUUGUUCCUCUGUCUCGCUACUAGCUAUUCUACACAGUUUUUUUUAGUCUAAUGCAUGCAACUCGCACGGACGCCCUUCCUUGACAAGGGACAGAGGAUUGAGUGCGGUCAGCGGACAACAACAACAACAACGACGACGAUGACGAUCGGACGGACGAAAAGCAUGGCGACUCAGACUCCAGUGCUUUCCGCCUGGCAUGUCUAUUUGGUGCUAUCCACCGUCUGCCUUGCAUUCCUUCUCAUGCGAAUCGGCAAGCUGGCCAGCGCGAUCCAUGCGCGCGAAUCUGGACUGAGCCACAUCCCCUACGCAUCGCCCUUGGGCGACCGCGCCUUGGGUCUAAAGCAGCGUAUCAAGAGGCUCAUCAUCGGUGAUCUCUCCCUCCUUGGACGCCCGGUUGAUGCGGCCUCUGCGCAGGAGCUCCUCCUCGACUCGACGCGCAGCUGCACGGCCGACGGCACGGCCGCCGCUGUCUUUGUCUACCGCGACGUCCUCUCCACCCCGCGCGUUGUGCUGUUCGACCCAUUGGCCGUGCAGCACGUCCUGAGCGUGCGCAGCUUCGAUGCUUUUGUCAAGCCGCCGCUCAUCUUGCGUAUCCUCACACGCACCCUCGGCCGCGGCUUGCUUGUCGUCGACGGGCCCACGCACCGGCGCCAGCGCAAGCAGCUUGGACCGGCCUUUGCGCAGGGCGCACUCCGGGGCAUGGUCCCCGCCAUCUUUGAGCAGGCCGGCCGCUUGGCCGGGAUUAUUGACGACGGCAUCAGUGGGCGGAUAAAGAUGGGGAUAAGAGAGCUGCAAAAGGUGGGACACAAGGAGGAGGUUGUGAUCGACUUUGGACUCUGGGCUUCCAAGCUAGCCCUCGACAUCAUUGGUCAAGUCGGUUUCUCGCGUGAUCUAGGAGCCCUCUCCGAACUCUGCAGCGACAAGGAGCAAGCCCCCGACCCUCUCCGCGCCGCGUUUGAUCUGCUCAAUAAAAUUCUCCUGAAGCCCAAGCCGCGCGACAUGGUCCUCUUGGCGCUUGCGCAGGUGCCCGGCUUUGCAUGGGUGCGGUCCCUGCCGACAGAGCGCAACGUCAACCUGCGCAACGUCUUUGAGACAUUCUCCAGCACCGCGAAGGGCUUCCUCGAUGAGAGAAGGGCGCUCCUGAGCGGUGGCGAGCGACAGGCAAAAGAUUUGCUCGACCACUGCGUGUGGGCAAACAUGGACCCAAAGCUCAAGGAAGGAGACCGCAUGAGCGACGAAGAGAUUAUUGCGCAGGUCAACACUUUCAUGACUGGUGCGGUUGGGACGACAUCUUCAGGCAUGUCGUGGUUAUUCCAUUACCUCUCUCUGCCAGAGAAUAUCCAGUAUCAGACCCGACUCCGGGACGAGGUGCAAGGGGCCUUUGGCGACCGCGAGGCCGUCGCACUCGACGAGCUCAAUGGCCUUAUCUUUCUUGACCAUGUUGUAAAGGAGUCGCUCCGUCUCACAUCACCGACGGCCGAGGUGGUAAGGGAAGUGGCCGAUGACAUGGCCGUGCUACCGCUCUCGCGACCCUACCCCUGUCGCGCUGGGUCCAAGACCAGGACUUUCGACAAGAUCGUUGUUCGAAGAGGGCAAAGGCUGAUGAUCCCUGUCCACCUGAUGAACACUGGCGAGGAGAUCUGGGGUCCAGAUGCCAAAAAUUUCAACCCAGAUCGAUGGAGCACAAUUACUGCAGGCUCACCCGCUUCCCAGCUGCUCCUGUCUUUCAGUGUUGGUCCGCGCUCAUGCAUCGGCAAUCGCCUUGCGCUCGUCCAGCUCAAGGCCCUCGUCUGCACUCUCAUUCGCCGCUAUCGCUUCGAGACCGUCGCAACUCCUGACGGUGAGAUACAAGUUGGUCCAGCCGGGACGGGCUUCUUGCGGCCCGUGGCCUCGUCAGACAUCGUAGAGGGGGUCAAUGGCACGUUUCCAGUUCGCUUCUCACGGCUGUAGAAGACGACCACCCGCGCGGCAUAGCAAGCAGGCGAAACGUUGGAGAGGGAAUCGAUCUUCAUUCUUGCAGAAAGCAUUCGAUUACGGUUUAUGAGACUUUCAGAUCGCUGUUCCUAGCACCAGUCAUUAGAGCUGAGGCCUGUCCGCCACCCACUCGGGGUCUUCCAUGAUGUUUUUCAUGAAGCCGGACUGCUGCGGCAGCUGCACCGCCUUCUUGACGGCGGGUCGAGCCCAGUUGCUUUGAGUUGACGAAAGAGUCAGGCGCCCGAAGAAACAGCAGUGCGUAAAAGAGAGGCAGAGGAGACACUCACUUGUCCACCCAGCGCUUAACGCCUGGCGGCAACUCGCUCCUGGGAAUACCAGAGAAACCGUGGAUGGCCACUGGAUCAGAGA